AUGUCCGGUGACCACCGGGCAUUCAGUUUUAAUCGAGGCGAUGAUAAUGCGGUAGGAGCCGAGCAUCGAGGAGACAUUUCGCCAGUCCUUUCGCCGGACGACGGUCAGCAGCAUGUGCGCAACUCCGCGCAGUACGGUGACAUCUCGCCUGUGUCAGCUCCGGGUCAAACCUUCGGCCACGACCAUGACCGAGGUCUUGCGUCAGUGCCGGAAAACGGCCAGAACCUCGGCCAUACGAACUCGCUGCGGACGCAUUCGACGGCGACCCCGGGGAUGGACAAUCUAGGCCCUGCUGCUGUGGGCGGCGGCAUAAGCGGUAUCGCCCUUGGCGUCGCCAAUACCCAUGAUCGUCAGAGUGGAGUUGACGCUUUCAGGGACACAGACGGACCGGUGCACAAUAUCCCCGCCGAACGAGGCUACCACACGACCGGUUCGGAUAACCCUUACAUCCCCGCCCCGCCUGAAGGCGUCCACGCAAGUUCGGACAAUCUACGGCCUCAAUCCUACGGCUCCAAUGUCGCCCUAGGCGCCGCUGCCGCUUCCGCCGGCCAGCUGACCCCCGGUGCCUCGAACCCGUCCCAACGCAGCCUGUUCGACAGCCCUUAUCAAGGCGUCGGUCCGCUCAAUGAGGGUCCGUACCAGCGACAGUCUACCUACAGCACCAACAACUACCCUCUCGUGAUCAACCCGGAUGAUAUCUUGGAUGAUGGUGACGAUGGCUUUGUGCCUCCUAACAGUAAAUCUGCCGGCGGAACGUCCAGGGCGGUGCCUGCGGCAGCAGGUGGAGCGGCCGCGGGAGGAUUCCUGGGAGGGUUAUUCAAAAGCAAGAAAGCCGACGGUCCGUCCUAUGACCCCGUUCCGGGAACAGGGCUGGAGGCCGGGGACAAGUCAAGGCUUAAACCUGACGGGGGCAGUCGGAAACGUGGGUGGAUAGUCGGGCUCGUACUGGCGUUCAUCGUUGUCGGAGCCAUUGUGGGAGGCGCUGUUGGUGGAACGAUAGGCCACCGGGAGAACAAAAAAGAAGACCCAACAGAAUCCACGAAGUCGGCGUCGGGCGAUUCGAAAAAGAACGGCGACCUCGACAAGGACUCGGACGAGAUCAAGGCCUUGCUAGGCAAUAAAGAUCUCCACAAAGUGUUCCCCGGUGUUGACUAUACCCCAUGGGGUGUCCAGUUUCCGCUCUGUCUCAAGUACCCUCCGUCGCAGAACAACGUCACUCGCGACAUGGCUGUUAUCUCGCAACUGACCAACACCGUUCGGCUGUAUGGCACCGAUUGCAACCAGACGGAAAUGGUCUUGCAUGCCAUCGAUCGACUGGAGCUCAAGAACAUGAAACUCUGGCUAGGCGUAUGGAUCGACACCAACGACACCACCGCCGACCGACAGAUCAACCACCUGUACAAUAUUCUUGACAACGCGAAGGAUACGUCGAUCUUCAAGGGCGCCAUUGUCGGCAACGAAGCUCUGUUCCGGGCAGGCAAGGACAAGACGAGCGCGAAAAAGAAGUUGACCGGCUACAUGGAUGAUGUGAGAAAUCACUUCAAAAAACAUAACAUUGACCUGCCGAUCGCGACCUCAGACUUGGGUGACAACUGGGACUCGGACCUUGUGAAGUACACGGACGUUGUGAUGUCCAACGUCCACCCGUUCUUCGCUGGUGUCGAUGUCGAUGACGCGGCUAGCUGGACCUGGAGUUUCUGGCAGAACAACGACGUGGUACUCACCAAGGACGACAAGGAUAAGAAACAAGUCAUUUCCGAGGUGGGAUGGCCCAGCGGUGGAGGAAACGACUGUGGCCAAGGGCACGACAAUUGCAAGAGCGACACAGACGGAUCUGUUGCGGGUAUAGACGAGAUGAACAAGUUCAUGUCUGAAUGGGUCUGCCAGGCUAUGUCCAAUGGCACGGAAUACUUCUGGUUUGAGGCGUUCGAUGAACCAUGGAAAGAGCAGUACAACACCAAGGACGAGAAAUGGGAAGACAAAUGGGGUCUCAUGGAUGCUGCUCGGAAUCUCAAGCCCGGCAUCAAGAUUCCCGACUGCGACGGCAAGGAGGUUGAUUAA
Messenger RNA from Aspergillus affinis, 2061 nucleotides. RefSeq names its product putative cell wall glucanase (gene bgt3). The transcript has 2 exons. Gene Ontology annotation, molecular function: glucan endo-1,3-beta-D-glucosidase activity; 1,3-beta-glucanosyltransferase activity. The record is from RefSeq and is a predicted model, not a curated record. Gene Ontology annotation, biological process: cell wall organization. Lineage: Eukaryota; Fungi; Ascomycota; Eurotiomycetes; Eurotiales; Aspergillaceae. Bases 1 to 2061 code for a protein of 686 amino acids. Gene Ontology annotation, cellular component: extracellular region; cell surface; fungal-type cell wall.